Messenger RNA from Mugil cephalus (flathead mullet), 7669 nucleotides. It is a transcript of the gene grik4, whose product is annotated as glutamate receptor, ionotropic, kainate 4. The transcript is spliced from 21 exons. Gene Ontology annotation, biological process: modulation of chemical synaptic transmission; synaptic transmission, glutamatergic; monoatomic ion transport. The record is from RefSeq and is a predicted model, not a curated record. Gene Ontology annotation, molecular function: kainate selective glutamate receptor activity; transmitter-gated monoatomic ion channel activity involved in regulation of postsynaptic membrane potential. Lineage: Eukaryota; Metazoa; Chordata; Actinopteri; Mugiliformes; Mugilidae. The coding region runs from base 996 to 3899 and encodes 967 amino acids. Gene Ontology annotation, cellular component: postsynaptic membrane; kainate selective glutamate receptor complex; presynaptic membrane.
GUCUGCCCUGCAUCUUUUCAGCGCACCGCAGUGGAUUCAGCCGAUCAGUACGGGACUACACAGCCACAGCACAAGAUGUAAAAAAGAAAGGAGGUGUUUUUUUUUUGGCUUUGAGUGCGUCUCAGAGAUACGUUUGUUUUAUUUUUGGACUGAGCACCCCGCAAAGCGAGAUCACUGCCUGGCUUUAUCUUUUCCUGCUUUCUUCUUCUUUGCGCUCUCGCCUCAGUGGUUAGUGGGAUGCGGGAUACGCAGCAUCACCGGCAGCAUCGUUAGAAUAAAACAGAUUCCUGUUCAGCAGGCCGGUCAAAAAAAGGGAAAAAUAAAACUCUGUUGGGAAAGGACUGCUCCUUUUUUCUUCUUCAUAUUAUUUUUCAUUUAUUAUUAUUUAUUUUUUUACUACGCGAUAAAGUAAAGGGGAUAUCUGUCCAACUAUUUGGGAUGUUUUCUUUUUUUACUACAACCCCUUAAACCGGAGAUGAUGUGGGCAUCCAGGGAUCAGAUGUAACGGGACUGCUGCUGAUCUUACCGGUGUUUUAUCUGCCCGUCUGUCUGUGCACAGAGUGUCGGAGGUGGAGAGAGUCGCGGAUCAAGAACCAGAGAACUACACAGAGGGGGAAUUGAGUUACUCUGCAAUUGCGCUUUUUUUUGCAAAUCGACGUAUUUCUGCGGGCAGAGCCUGUGCCAAAGUACCAGAGAUCUUUUUUUUUUUUUUUUUUUGAUCCGGACAAGGAUCCUGCACAGAGUGCCUCAGCUCAGCCUGCAGAGACCGAACUGUGUGUGCGCGCGCGUGUGUGUACAUACACACUUGUGUGGGAGCCGAGGGGCCACACACUGUAUGCGUAUGUGAGAUGAGGAGAAGCUAAGUGGCUACCGCAACCACGCAGAUCACACAGCCUCCUGUGCUGCAAGAUGGAUUAGAGCCCCACACCUCAGGAGAUCAAAGGUGGCUGUGACAGGGGCACCCCCGGGGCAGGACCCAUGAGGAGUCAUAGAAGAUGCUCACAGCCUGGGCGCUACUGCUCUUCUUAGCCAUGUGGGUGAGAUGCACCUCUGGUGGCCCGCUCUCCUUCCGAAUAGCUGCCAUCCUUGACGACCCUAUGGAGUGCAGCAGAGGAGAGCGCUUGGCCAUCACACUGGCCAAAGACAGCAUCAACAGGAGCAGUAAUCGCUCCACCACGAGCAAGCUGGAGGUGGACAUCUUUGAACUGCUGAGAGACAGCGAAUACGAAAUGGGGGAAACAAUGUGCCAGAUCAUGUCUAAAGGGGUGGUGGCAGUCCUGGGUCCGUCUGCCAGUCCAGCUUCCAACUCCAUCAUCAGCAAUAUAUGUGGAGAGAAGGAGGUGCCCUACGUCAAGGUGGCUCCAGAGGACAUCCUGAAGGUUCAGUUCCCACGGUUCACAACUCUGGACAUGAGACCAACCAACACCGACAUCAGCCUGGCUGUGGCCGGCCUUCUCACCUUCUUCAACAGCACCACCGCCUGCCUCAUAUGUGCCCAAGCCGACUGCUUAUUGAACUUGGAGCAGCUCCUCAGGCAGUUCCUCAUCUCCAAGGAGACGCUAUCUGUGCGCAUGCUUGAUGACAGCCAGGACCCGACCCCGCUCCUCAAGGAGAUUCGAGAUGACAAGACCGCCACUAUUAUCGUGGAUGCCAACGCCACCAUGUCUCAUAUGAUUCUGGAACGGGCGUCAGAGCUGGGGAUGCUGUCUGUCUACUACACUUACAUCUUCACGUCUCUGGAAUUCACUUUACUGCGACUUGACGAUGUGGCGGACCAGCGAGUCAACAUAGUCGGCUUUUCAGUCUUCAACAAAACGCAUCCCUUCUUCCAGGAUUUUGUGCUAAGCCUCAACCGCUCCUGGCAAGAGAACUGUGACCAUGCACCAUUCGCUGGCACCCCGCUCUCGUCAGCCCUGCUCUUUGAUGCAGUGUACGCGGUGGUGGCAGCGGUCCAGGAGCUGAACCGAAGCCAGAACGUUGGCGCUACCCAGCUCUCCUGCAAGUCCUCCAAGAUUUGGGAGCACGGCACCAGCCUCAUGAAUUACCUGAGGAUGGUAGAAUUGGAAGGUCUAACAGGCCACAUUGAAUUCAACAGCAAAGGACAGCGGUCCAACUACGCACUGAGGAUCAUGCAGAACAGCAAGGAUGGCCUAAGGCAGAUUGGCCUGUGGCACUCUGAGGAUGGACUGUCCAUGGAGAAAAAGCUUCCAUCAAUCAAUGUGACAGACACACUCUUCAACACCACUCUUACCAUCACGACGAUAUUGGAGAACCCGUACGUGAUGCUGCGGCAGAACCACCAGGAGUUUGAGGGGAAUGACCGCUACGAAGGCUUCUGUGUGGACAUGCUGAAGGAGCUGGCAGACAUUCUCAAGUUUAAGUAUCGCAUCCGGCUGGUGGGCGACGGACUGUACGGUGUUCCUGGAGCCAACGGAACGUGGACCGGCAUGGUCGGAGAGCUCAUCUCAAGAAAAGCGGACCUGGCGGUUGCAGGUCUGACCAUCACAGCCGAGCGCGAAAAGGUGAUUGACUUCUCCAAGCCUUUCAUGACCCUCGGUAUCAGCAUCAUGUACCGCGUCCACCUGGGACGUAGGCCAGGUUACUUCUCCUUCUUGGAUCCCUUCUCCCCUGGCGUCUGGCUCUUCAUGCUCCUGGCCUACUUGGCUGUCAGCUGCGUCCUCUUUCUGGUGGCAAGAUUGACGCCGUAUGAGUGGUACAAUCCUCACCCUUGUCUUAAGGGACGCUGUAACCUGCUGAUCAACCAGUACUCGCUUGGAAACAGUUUCUGGUUCCCGGUUGGAGGCUUCAUGCAGCAGGGCUCCACCAUCGCUCCGAGAGCUCUGUCUACACGCUGUGUCAGCGGAGUGUGGUGGGCCUUCACAUUAAUCAUCAUCUCAUCCUACACUGCCAACUUGGCUGCCUUCCUGACAGUCCAGAGGAUGGAGGUGCCAAUAGAGUCGGUGGACGACCUGGCUGAUCAGACGGCGAUAGAGUACGGCACCAUGCACGGAGGAUCCACGAUGACCUUCUUCCAGAACUCUCGCUACCAGACGUACCAGCGCAUGUGGAACUUCAUGCACUCGAAGCAGCCCAGCGUGUUUGUGAAGAGCACGGAGGAGGGGAUCGCCCGCGUCCUGAAGUCCAACUACGCCUACUUGCUGGAGAGCACCAUGAACGAGUAUUACCGCCAGAGGAACUGCAACCUGACUCAGAUCGGGGGACUGCUGGACACCAAGGGCUACGGCAUCGGCAUGCCUCUGGGGUCAGUGUACCGUGAUGAGUUUGACCUCGCCAUCCUCAAACUGCAGGAGGACAAUCGCUUGGAGAUCCUCAAGAGGAAGUGGUGGGAUGGUGGCAAGUGCCCGAAAGAGGAGGACCACCGAGCCAAAGGUCUGGGGAUGGAGAACAUCGGCGGCAUCUUCGUGGUGCUGGUGUGCGGCCUGCUGGUGGCCAUCUUCAUGGCCGUGCUGGAGUUUGUCUGGAUGCUAAGGCACGCGCCGGGAAACGAGCAGUCAGUGUGCGAGGAGAUGCUGCGGGAGCUGCAGGGGAUCGUUCUGUGCCGCGACAGCCUGCAGGUGAGGCGCCGGCGGGCGGCGCCCAUGCUGCGGCCCCGGCCCCUGCCCCUGGAGGAGCGCCGGGCGCGAGCCGCGGCCGCCAGCCUCAGCAACGGGAAGCUCUGCGCGGGCACGGGGCUGCCGGAGCCCCUCUCCCACAGACUGGCGCAGGAGGCCGCCCUGGUCGCGAGGGGGUGCAGCCACAUCCGCAUUUGCCCCGAGUGUCGGCGCUUCCAGGGGCUCAGGAUGCGUCCCGCGGGGGCCGGCGGGGCCCUCCCGUCCCCCGCACACAGUGAGGAGAGCAUAGAGUGGGACAAGACCACAAAUAGCAGUGAACCUGAAUAACACCUGGCGACUCCAGCAGGACUAACUUUCACAGCAGCCACCUCCCUUCUUUCCAGGGGUCAGAGAUCAUGUGGUGUUUUGAUUCAGCCGUUUGGAGUUUGUUCUCAAAGGGCGGGACAAAGCUGUGGACGGUGCUUUGCCCCAGAGGCGACAGCCUGAGUCCGUUUUUGGAAUCUCCUUGGGUGAUUUUUUUCCUUGGUCAUAGGAGAAGCUGAUGAGUCUGUCUCGUUGUGGUCGGUCCCUGUUGGCCCUCUGUACCUUUUCGAAACAGGACGGACGAAAACGGCCACGGGACAUUUGUACUAUGCAGUAUUUUCAGUCAUCUAUCAUUGUGCUGUUUCCUUUUUCCUUUUUAAAUUAUUUCUCUCCUCUGUUGGAUUAUUAGUACUGAAUAUUGUUACUCUAAUGUUAAAAAAACAAACUUUAAUGACUUUUUUUUAUCAGACAGUUUACUGUAUGUGCGUGUAUUGCCUCUGAAGAGCUGCAUAGGCGAACAGACUAAUGCAAAGGUCAUCCGUCAAAUCCUUUUAUUUUGAAAGUGCCAAAAACCACAAGUAUUGGCCUUGUGGCUGAAGAAAGCACCACGGCCUUGAGGAGACAACAAACGAACCCGUUAAAACAAACUUACAGACACACGGACUUCUUUUAUAGUAGUGAUAUUCUAUUAAAAAGGAAAAAAAAAAAUGUUUUAACUGUUGGUAUCUCUGAAAGACAGCAAUGCAUGUCCGGAAACGCCGGCAGGUGCUCGCUGAAUGAUUAAUUGCUGAAGUGGAGGCUGAGAUGUGAACUGAACUGAAAGAAUGGUUUCCUGUUUUGAAUACCUGCGUAAAAAAAAAAAAAAACACACAGUGGCUACACACAAACACAUUUAAUUUACGUCCUCCCUGUCCCGACAUCUCUUUCUCCUCCAUCUGUCCUCUAUAGUUGGCACAAGACAUGUUCAGGUUACUUACGGACCGGCCUGCGUGCGAGUGAACACCCGACAGUAGGAAGAUUUUUAUGUGAGCGGUUCGACUUGAGUUCUUUCAAAUGUCAAGGCAGUUAAACUUGUAGUGAAUGUGAUGUUUUACACACUGCUCCGAGGAGCCUCUCAUUUCUGAUUUAGAUGUGUUCACGCUCUUCACCAAACCGAGAAUACGUGAACGGGGUUCAUCGUGCAAACCGGAGGAAGCUAGGAAGCGAUGGUCGAGUCGUCGUGUUUCUGUCCAGUCAAGUUGUUUCACUCCGCUGAAAUGUAUUCACUGAUCCUGGUGUAAAAGAAUAGAUAUCUACUUAUCAGAUAUACCUCCAGACGUGAAAACACAGUGAGAACAAACCACCAGCAACAGGCAUCUUCAGAUCCACCUACUUAACACGACUCUUCCUUGCUGCGCCCGCCGGUUCCUGCCGUACAAAAAGCCCGACUGUUGCACACUUUGAAUCGGUGGUCUCCACCCGUCCGCGCCGCUCCCUGCUUAUCUCUGAUGUGUCCAUCAUUUCAAAUCCGCCCAUCACGUUCUGUCAAUCACCGUCCUCCAGAAGUAGGCCACCAGCUUGAAGGCACCAUCUCCCGCACUUUUAUUAGCCGCGCUUCGUUAUGUCUCACCUGUGGUGUGUCGUAGUCCCUGCGUGUGGUCUUUCAAAUUGGAAAACUUGGUAAAGGGAGGAUUGUUUCCCUUACACGUUAUUUUGCCGAAUGUUUUUAUGUAAAAUGUUUUGUUUUUUUUAUGUCACCUUGCUGUUAAAUCAUGCUGGGAUUUGUGUUAGCAUUUCAUAUAUAGAUGUUAUUUUUUACUCUCUCUGUGCAUCCAGUCCUCCAGUAAGGAAGCGCUGUUGUCCCAAAGGAGGUGUGUAAACAGAGUCAAUCUGCAGGUUGCCCGACGUCCUGUUCAUUUUAUUAGUUCAUUUGUGUUAGCAGAACAGAGACGCACACUUCCACCUGUACGAUGUUUCUAGGGAAACAUUUAUGAAUUCGCAAAGUCCUCAGAAUAUUAAUGUCAGCUUUGUACAUUUCUUCAUAGAAUAACUUGUUGAAGGCCGAUUUCCAGUCAAAUCAAAGCAGAAAACAUUGCAGUUUUAUAAAAAGAAGUUUUUAUCCAUUUGCCGAAUGUCACCAAGGAACUGAUGAGGGUUUGAAGGCUCCGGCUGCUCUCGAUGCUAACUUCUUAAACACUGAAAACAUUUACAGGGGUGCUAAAUCAAGCGUAGUUGGAAUGAGAUUGCCAAUUACCUCGAAGGCGCGAAGAGCAGUAGAGUACGAAUUAAAACAAAUCCCUCCGAAACACUGGGGCCACCUUCCAUGGGAGACCGGCGAGAGAGACGGCUGCUGCAUGUCAUGUUGUUUUCUUACGUUGACGUUUUUAUUCAGUUAUAAAUACGUUUCCUAAACCCUCCUCCGUUCUUUGGCCUCCUGGUCCCUUGCUCCGAUGUAUUCGACCUUCUCAUCUGCUCACGUCUGUCACGCUAAAUAGCUCCGGAGCGCGCUUCUUUAAGCUUCAUUAUUUGGCGUCAGGAGGAACAUUCGGGCGGCGCUUGCAUGAGGAUGAGGGCGUUUGGGGUUUUCUGGCUGAGCAAACACAACAACUGCUGAGCGAGGCACAAGGAUCGGAUGCAUCUACCUCUCGUUUUCUCGCCCGUAACUGAAUUAGCGUCUGUGCACUUGCGAAUCCUCCCGAGCAGCUGAGAAUUUGAGUGGGAAGGAAGUGUAACGGGGGCUAAUGAGUUUAACUACUCACUCAUGUGCCGUAUAAGCAUCCGCUCGCCCAUAGUCCAUCUAUCACUGUGUUUUUAGUGGAUUUUUCUGUCUCCUCAGGAUGGUGAGCGAACACCACAAAACACACAUCAUCUGAUUUACAGUCCUCUCCUCUCCUCUCCUCUCCUCUCCUCUCCUCUCCUCUCCUCUCCUCUCCUCUCCUCUCCUCUCCUCUCCUCUCCUCACCGACUGCAUGUCACUGCUGUGUUCAGUUUAUAUUAUCCUCCUGCCUCUGGUGCUCCAGCUCCAUAAAUUAAGUGCGUCUCUAGCCCGGCACCGCCUGGCUGCCAUUGGAUUUAUGGAGCCCAUGAUGAGCGUUGAGUGCCUGCGGAGGCGCCCUGUUGUAGCACCUAGCAAUACCCACUAGGUGACUGUUAUUGUGCAAGGAUUUAGGAAUUGUAGAGUACCUAGCUUGAUGCAUUUUGCCGCCCUGACUCCUCAAAGGCGAUACAUUUUUAUUUUAGUGUGUUUCAGUAUUUGCUGGCGUCUCAGUUACACAAACUUCACAUUUUUGAAUUUCUGAACCUCUGUGUCCACUUUCAGGAAGCCAAAACAUGAAACCUGAGUCAUUUAUUUUGAAUCUUUUAAAUAUUGUAUAUCGUGUGUCUUUAACUCUGUAUUCAGUUUGACUUAAAUGUUUUUUUUUUUGUUUUGUUUUUUACUGCUGUGAAUCUGUUCAUCACAUUUCUCCUGCCAACACUACAUCCCCUUUAUUUCCUCUCUGACGGCACACGACUAAUGAUUUUAAGGAUAACAAUUGAAAUAAAUAAGAGACUAUUAAUGGUAACUACCAGAUCCCCAGCGAGACCGGUGUAGAUUUUAAGUGAGAGCUUUCCCAUUGAUUUGCCGGCAAUUAAUUGUUGUUGUUGCUGUGCUCGGAGGAAAAGGUGUUCGGAGAGGAGUAAUUCUCCACCAGGUGAGACGCUGCCCGGGCGGUUACACAGCCUUUUGUUCGCUGACAGUUGUUGAACAUAUUGACCAAAACAUCUUGACAUUGUUUGUCUUUCAGAGAAAUAAAAUGGAGCUUCAUUUACUUUGA